Haliotis rufescens (red abalone) is the source of this 1494-nucleotide messenger RNA. Its product is annotated as involucrin-like. The record is from RefSeq and is a predicted model, not a curated record. The transcript is spliced from 3 exons. The coding region runs from base 1 to 1494 and encodes 497 amino acids. Lineage: Eukaryota; Metazoa; Mollusca; Gastropoda; Lepetellida; Haliotidae.
AUGGCCGGCACGAUUAACGUGCCAGGAGAGAUUUCGGAAAUUGUUAAUGAACCUAAGCUGAAUGUGAAGAAGGAGGAGCUGCAUGUGAACAAGGCGGAGCUGAAUGUGAAGAAGGAGGAGCUGCAUGUGAAGAAGGAGGAGCUGAAUGUGAAGAAGGAGGAGCUGCAUGUGAAGAAGGAGCUGAAUGUGAAGAAGGAGGAGCUGCAUGUGAAGAAGGAGGAGCUGAAUGUGAAGAAGGAGGAGCUGCAUGUGAAGGAGGAGCUGAAUGUGAAGAAGGAGGAGCUGCAUGUGAAGAAGGAGGAGCUGAAUGUGAAGAAGGAGGACCUGCAUGUGAAGAAGGAGGAGCUGCAUGUGAAGAAGGAGGAGCUGAAUGUGAAGAAGGAGGACCUGCAUGUGAAGGAGGAGCUGAAUGUGAAGAAGGAGGAGCUGCAUGUGAAGAAGGAGGAGCUGCAUGUGAAGGAGGAGCUGAAUGUGAAGAAGGAGGAGCUGCAUGUGAAGAAGGAGGAGCUGAAUGUGAAGAAGGAGGACCUGCAUGUGAAGAAGGAGGAGCUGCAUGUGAAGAAGGAGGAGCUGAAUGUGAAGAAGGAGGAGCUGAAUGUGAAGAAGGAGGAGCUGCAUGUGAAGGAGGAGCUGAAUGUGAAGAAGGAGGAGCUGCAUGUGAAGAAGGAGGAGCUGAAUGUGAAGAAGGAGGAGCUGCAUGUGAAGAAGGAGGAGCUGAAUGUGAAGGAGGAGCUGAAUGUGAAGAAGGAGCUGAAUGUGAAGGAGGAGGAGCUGCAUGUGAAGAAGGAGGAGCUGAAUGUGAAGAAGGAGGAGCUGCAUGUGAAGAAGGAGGAGCUGCAUGUGAAGAAGGAGGAGCUGAAUGUGAAGAAGGAGGAGCUGCAUGUGAAGAAGGAGGAGCUGCAUGUGAAGAAGGAGGAGCUGAAUGUGAAGAAGGAGGACCUGCAUGUGAAGAAGGAGGAGCUGCAUGUGAAGAAGGAGGAGCUGCAUGUGAAGGAGGAGCUGAAUGAGGAGCUGAAUGUGAAGAAGGAGGAGCUGAAUGUGAAGAAGGAGGAACUGAAUGUGAAGAAGGAGGAGCUGAAUGUUAAGAAGGAGGAGGAGCUGCAUGUGAAGGAGGAGCUGCAUGUGAAGGAGGAGCUGCAUGUGAAGAAGGAGCUGCAUGUGAAGGAGGAGCUGCAUGUGAAGGAGGAGCUGAAUGUUAAGAAGGAGGAGCUGUAUGUGAAGAAGGAGGAGCUGCAUGUGAAGAAGGAGGAGGAGCUGCAUGUGAAAAAGGAGGAGCUGCAUGUGAAGAAGGAGGAGCUGCAUGUGAAGAAGGAGGAGCUGCAUGUGAAGAAGGAGGAGCUGCAUGUGAAGAAGGAGGAGCUGAAUGUGAAGAAGGAGGAGCUGCAUGUGAAGAAGGAGGAGCUGUAUGUGAAGAAGGAGGAGCUGAAUGUGAAGAAGGAGGAGCUGCAUGUGAAGAAGGAGGAGCUGAAUGUGAAGAAGGAGGAGAUGUGGUGA